UGUAAAAUCAAAAGUGGUGCUAGACAACUAUAGCACCUUUAUGGUUCCAUGUAGCACCAUAUGGUUCUACAUGGGUGCUUAAUAGUAUUUUAAGUGGUUCCCCUAUGAUUACAAGCUAGCCAUUUAGCAACAUUUUGUUUUCGAGUGUAUGAAUAAUUUCCAUUAACUUUUAACAGAGACUGAGCAGUAGGUGGGUAUGUUUAAAGUUGUUAUGUUAAAUGCCUUUAUUUCUAUGUUACGUUUGCCCAUUCUGCAGCUCAUAUAAAAACAUGGGGGCUGUUUAGUUUCAAGAGCGGCAGUGAGUCAGUUAGCAAACACUGUCAGAUUUGAAGUCUCAAAAUGAUGUUUUUUGAUUCUUAAAAAAAAUUCCCAGGUAUUCAUUAGCAUUUACAGCAAAAUAGUGAAUCAUUAUAAAAGCACGUUUACUGUAAAUACUUGCCUGGCCUAAUUCUUGUAUAUCCACUUCUAAUCAUUCCAAUACAAUUUAUUUUAUUUAUUUGUUUGACCCAGAACAAAAACCAAAACUAAGUUAAGUAAAGGCCUAUGUAAUAACUUUACAUACCAAACAACUUUAAUCCCAUUCAAGAUAUAGUUAGAUAUUAUGAAAUGUCAAAAUGGCUAAAAUAUAUUGCAGAUUUUCUGUAAUAACAUCAGUGCUUGUUUUACACCACUAUUUGCUAUAAUAAGCUCCAUGCCUAUCAUGAAAUUUAUGUUCUUGACAUUUUUAGUAUGUACUUUUUCUUAUGAUUUUUUUCUCACCUAUGCGUUACCUGUUCACGCUCACAUGCGUGACGUAUACAACACUUUCCACCCUCUUGUAAAAACAUGCAGUUGGCUUUCGUAGAGGUGUCGAUGGUGGGAGCCCAUGAUGCUUCUUCCUGUCUCCAUUGCGCUCAGAAUUUCCCCUUCUUGCCCGCCCACUUUCAUUUAGUGCGGUGUAGUGGGCUGUUUCACUUCAGUCUGUCUGAAUCUCUUGGUAGUGUCUGUUCUGCUCAUGAGUCAGUGUAGCUUGUUACUUUGUCCUGUACACCCACGGUGCAAAACCUUCUUAUUUUUUAACUGAUAAUCUAACCAAGAGGAGUGUAUCCUUUGGUCAUCACAACAAACCUAUGAAGGUGCUGAGUGGUCACGGCGUGUGCAAAUCGUUGACCCUAAACAGCAUGGACCUAAUCAGCAUGCAAGCCCCAGUUGUUCAUGCGGGACUUCCCCAUAGUCAGCUGCCUAGUCUGACCCACACCUCCCACACUGAAAACAUGAACCGAAAGCGCUGGAAAAGCGUUUUUCGUCGUGUACAGAAAAAAAACAUGAAUUCCGCUAAUGCUUGCGUACAUCCCAAGCAGCCACUUUUUGGAAAGGCCCUCUCUGAUGUCUGCGAAAAAGAUGGAUCUCUUCCCAAACCAAUUAUGGAUGUCCUCACCUUGCUGCUGAAGAAGGGUCUGUACACCGAGGGAGUGUUCAGAACAGCAGGCAAUGCCAAAACUUUGAAAGAAAUCAAGGCUCAGCUCAAUGAUGGGAUGAAAGUGGACCUGAAAGGGCACAGAGUCGUUGUACUUGCUGAUCUUCUUAAGGAUUUUCUAAGACAUCUUCCUGGAAGUUUGUUAAUGGUGGAGCAGUACAAAUCCUGGAUGAGUGCAAUGGAAAAGGAAGACAUGGAUCAGAAAUGUGCAGAAAUUCAAAUGGUGAUCAACAAGCUGCCUGAUCCAAAUGUUCAACUUUUAAAGCAUCUGGUUGUUCUACUAUACCGCAUAAGUGAGAACUCGGAUACAAACAAGAUGGAUUCCAGCAAUCUGGCUGUGUGCAUUUCACCCAACCUGCUCCAAACAGACAACUUGGAAGAGAUGACAGAGGUGAGGACCCUGACGAAGUUCCUCAUUGACAACUGUUGUAGAAUAUUUGGUGAGGAUGCGUUGAACCUCUACGGAGACUCUGAUGAAGAUGAACUCAGUGAUAACCAAGAUUCAUUUUCUUCAAACCACCAUGACUCUGCCUACGACAGUAAUGACACUGAUGUUGAUGGCUACAAGGGGAGUUGUUCAGACAUGGAGUCUAUCAAGCCUGUUGUUGAAGGGGAAGCCCAGGAACAUUCCAGUGCUGUAGAGCCAUGGACUACAAAACUUUUAACCCGCAGACGUUCAGAACCAACAAUUAUCUUCAGCAAGGGUGUUCGACAGAACCUUCCCCUCACCAGGAGUCAUACAGAAAUGGACUUUCAGGACAAACUAGUAACAAAGCAGGUCUCUGAUGACUGCAUUCUGUUUCAAUCCGGCAACAGCUUGGAUAAGAGCUAUGGUUUGGCACCUAAAUGUAGGGCCAGACAAACUUCCAAAGACUGUUCCUCAAGUUCACUGGAGAGCUGCUUCUCCAGCGCCUCAGAAAGCUCGAUCCACAACAGCCCACCUAUCCCAUCUCUAUCCAAUCAGCGAAGACUGCUUCAACGCAAACACUCGUUUCCCACUCGCCAAUCCACGCUUGCACAGAAUCGCUUGGAGAUGCCCAAAAGACGCUCGCAGUCAAUGAAGGGCGCACACAUCAGAAGCAGGACCGUUUUUGGGCGAAGUGGCUCGACCAAACGUGCCAUCGAGAGAACCUUACGCCACAGCCAGACUCUACCUGAGGUACUUAAUCCUCAACCAGAGCCAUCCACCUCCUCUAAUACGAGGUGCUUGUCUAGUGAGGAGGUUUUCCAGCAGGUGGACAGUAGGAUACCAAGUAAUCCUCCAAGUUAUCAGCAGGCCAUUCAGGACAAUUCCCAUGCUGUUCUCUCGAACCGUGGAUCGUUGACUGUUCAGGAUGCCAUGUGUCUAACAAAGAAAACACAUAGCAGUUCCUCAUCCACGAGUAAUGAGACACUGGAUUCGUCUUGUGGCGAUGAACAUUAUGAUACCAACAACAGAGACAUUAAAGACACAUGUUGUGAAACCAUGAGUGAAGUCUCAUCAGGUUUUAGACAGAGAUCCACAUCUGAACCUAUGUAUGAAACAUCGCUACCAGAGUGGUGUAAUCAGGAUGAUCUUAGAGAGACAUAUAUUUGAUGUGCGGUUUAUUCAUGUUAUUUUUGCUCCAUUUUUGUGGAGACAGUAUUUGUAAAUAUGACAGAUGAUUUGUGGUGCAGCAAUAUUGCAUAUCAGGAAUUAGCUUGUUGCAGAUUCAAGCACAUUGUUGAGAUGCUGAAUUCUUUUGUGGCAAUGUUUUUAUACCCUGUAUAUUUUGAUUCCACAGCAAGAAAAAUAUUAUUGAAAGGCACUUUAAGGGAAAUGUCACUACAAUUUUUGUGCAAUCUUUGAAAGACAUGUAACAUGUAAAUAUUAUGCAAUAUGUCUCCUCAUGAAAUAAAGACUUUUAUUUCAAAUUUA
Messenger RNA from Misgurnus anguillicaudatus (oriental weatherfish), 3353 nucleotides. RefSeq names its product T-cell activation Rho GTPase-activating protein. NCBI's taxonomy places the organism in Eukaryota, Metazoa, Chordata, Actinopteri, Cypriniformes, Cobitidae. Gene Ontology annotation, molecular function: GTPase activator activity. Gene Ontology annotation, biological process: signal transduction; regulation of Rho protein signal transduction. The record is from RefSeq and is a predicted model, not a curated record.